AUGUCAGAAGAAGAAAGAGAGCUUUUGGCCCGUAUCGGUCAACUCGCAGGCCAGAUUAAUCGCCACAAGAAUGGGCAAACAGGUCCACGGGCUCCGCCAAACUUGCAUCCUGCCCACCAUCGCCACAAUUCGUAUCGACAUGCAAGCUCGCCAUAUCCGGCUCGCCACAAUAGAAUUGGGCGACCGCCCGCUGCGCAUCAGCACAAAACGCUCCAUUUGAAUGCCGAUAGCUCGAAUGCAUCUCGAUCUGCCAGCAGCGGUGCCGAGACACCACCAGGCUGGGUUUCCAGGAACGAUCGCCACCGUCAGCUCAUCAACGCAAAUGUUUACGAAAGAGAUACGCAGAACCGAGCGAAAGCCAUUGAGCAAACGCACCAGAAUAAGAUUAAUGGAUACCGUCAGCGCGAGAAGACGCAGUUCAACGAAUUCUUGAAAAGUCAAGCCGGCGCCUCAAGCGCGCAGACUAACCCCGCAGGUCAAAACGAGCUCACAGUUCAAGGUGUCCAAUUUCGCGUUAUGGAUGGCGGAAAGAAGCUUGUCAAAAUUCCUGGUAUGUGCAAAGUCCCAGAUGGUGUCGAACUUUGUACCUUACCAGUCGCAGAUGCUCCCAACUCAUCAUCCUCUCGAACUCCCAAGACUGCCACUGUCGCUGGAGUCAGGUUUUACCGGACAAAGACAGGCAACCUAGUGGCCAGUCGCAUUGUUAACGACCAGCGGCGAUCGGGCGCGGUCAAGAAGAUUGAUCAACUUUGUAAAAUCUUCUCAACGACUGGUUCAUGCACAAAAGGCCCUCGGUGCCGCUACAUUCAUGACCCCAGCAAGGUUGCUCUCUGUAAGAAUAUCCUGAAAGACGGACAAUGUGUUAACGGCGAGCUCUGUGAUCUUUCCCAUGACAUGACUCCCGAGCGCACCCCCAACUGCUUGCAUUUCGCCAAAGGCCAUUGUGCCAAGGAUGAUUGUCCUUAUACCCACUCCAGAGCGCCCCCGGCUGCUCUAGUAUGCCGAAGCUUUGGCUUCAACGGCUACUGCGAGAAAGGGGCAGGUUGUACUGAGCGUCACGUUUUUGAGUGUCCUGACUUUAGCAAUACCGGCCGAUGUAAAAUCAAGGGAUGUAAACUCCCGCAUCGUGAGAGGGCAAGCGUCCUUCGAAACAGAACCAACGCCGACGGCGAGCCUCUUGGAGAUGUUUCCAGUGAUGACGAAGCUGCAGAUUCUGAUGAUGUUGAUUCAGAUGAAGUUGCCGAGUUCAUCGACGCAGAUUCGGAUCUUUCCGACUUUGAAGAACAGAAGGAUUUCCUAUCGAUCUAG
Molecule: messenger RNA, 1308 nt
Organism: Fusarium pseudograminearum CS3096
Lineage: Eukaryota; Fungi; Ascomycota; Sordariomycetes; Hypocreales; Nectriaceae
Exons: 5
Coding region: 1-1308 (435 amino acids)
Cellular component (GO): nucleus
Molecular function (GO): metal ion binding
Source: RefSeq, a predicted model, not a curated record